Haliotis rubra (blacklip abalone) is the source of this 622-nucleotide messenger RNA. RefSeq names its product sodium/nucleoside cotransporter 2-like. The record is from RefSeq and is a predicted model, not a curated record. Lineage: Eukaryota; Metazoa; Mollusca; Gastropoda; Lepetellida; Haliotidae. Gene Ontology annotation, cellular component: membrane. The transcript is spliced from 2 exons. Gene Ontology annotation, biological process: nucleoside transmembrane transport. Gene Ontology annotation, molecular function: nucleoside:sodium symporter activity. Bases 14 to 274 code for a protein of 86 amino acids.
GGCGAAACUGACCAUGCCGGAGACACGACGGACUAGGGUCAAACCUGAAGAUGCUUACAAUAUAACAAUGGCGAAAUUUCAGAGCGUAUUGGAAGCAAUAUCUAUCGGCGCUGUUGAUGGCAUCACACUGGCGUCCACCGUCGUUGUCAACCAGAUCGUCUUCAUCGCCGCUAUUGAAUUUAUAGACACCGCAUUUCAAUGGUUUGGGCACAGGGUGGGAGUGGAAGGCGUCACGUUCUCGGUAUGUGUACCUCCUUUUGUGGAGCUGACGUAGUGGGAUGACGUAUAGCAUUGGCGAAUCAUUUAUGCGUUCUGAUUAUAAGAGUACACUUUCAGCAACCAGCGUUUGUCGUAAAAGGCAACUAAAGUGAACGGUGGUAGAUCGAUGCUCAUGAUGUCUGUCACUGGAUUGUCUAAUUCAACUUUGUUAAGUUAUACACCUUCGUCGAUUGUGAUCGACGCAAACCUGAACUUGUUAUCGUGAUGAGAUCAAUACAUUUCGUAUGAACUUGGGAACUGAAACACUUUACCUUUCAACUGUCACAAUAUCCUGAAAUAUAUACCACAUCUUUAAAUGUUGACAUUAUUUCAAUUUCGUCCGUGAAUCCAAACAUAGUUCAGU